GUAAAGCUCGCAAUUUUGAGGGCGAAGUCUGCUGAUCCUUGUUUUUUAUAUACGUGUGAAAAUGGUACGCGUUAAUUUUGGCGUGUGAAUCACCGAAAAGCAUUUAUAUUGCCUCGUCAUAUCAGCGGAUCUCUUUCCCAAAUUGGAAUAUUAGAUAUCCAAAAGGGAUAUCCUCUAGAUCAGGUUGGAGAUCUAGAACCAUAAAUCUAUACAUCCAGUUUCACAUCUGACCCACGCCGGUGUGUCUCAUUUUCUACCGUAGCUGUUGAUCAGCAUGGGCCAUGAGCCUGUGAUAGUGCUGGACAACGGCGGAUCGUCCUGCAAGAUUGGGUUAGCUGGACAGUCCGAGCCAUACAGAGUGUUUCCCAAUGCGAUUGGACGCGCAAAGGGGGAGCGGCAGAGCUUCGUCGCUGACCAGUUGCUGAGCUACAGAGAUGCCUCCUCGCUGGUGCUAAAGCGGCCGUUUGACAGGGGCUACCUGGUGAAUUGGGAUGUGGAGAAGGCAGUCUGGUGGCGGGCGUUCAAGUCCCUGUUGCAGAUGCAGCCGCAGGAUUGCGGCCUGCUCAUGACCGAGCCGCCCUUCAACCUGCCCAGCAUCCAGGCUUCCACCCUGCAGAUGGUGUUUGAGGAGUACGGCUUCAGGAGCUUUGCGGCGAUGCCGGCGCAGCCGCUGAGCUUGCGCGCGUGGGCGGCCGAGCGCGCCGAUCUGCCGGCGGCGGCUGCGGGCGUUGGCGUGGUUGUGGAUGCAGGCUUCUCGUUCACGCACGCAGUGCCGCUGUGCGACGGGCGCGUGCUGUGGCCGGCCGUGCGGCGUGUCAACCUCGGCGGCAAGGCGCUCACGAAUUACCUGAAGGAGCUCGUCUCAUAUCGGAGCAUAAACAUGAUGGAGGAAACAUAUUUAGUGGAGCACAUCAAGGACACUGUCUGCUUUGUGUCCGCCGACCUGAGGGCUGAUCUGGCGGGCGCGCGCGCCGGGGCACACAGACUAGAGUAUGUGCUGCCGGACGGUGUGAACGAGCAGCUAGGCCACGUGCGUCAGCCGCAGCCGCGGGAGAGGGGCAAGCAGGCCGCCGCCGACAAGUCCAGCCGGGAACAGGUGCUGAUGCUGAACAACGAGCGCUUCAUGGUGCCGGAGGUCCUGUUCCAGCCGUCAGACAUCGGCUUGGAGCAGGCGGGCCUCGCGCAGACCAUCGUGGACGCGGUGGAGGCGGCCCACCCAGACCUGCACCCGCUGCUCUACUCCAACGUCCUCUGCACUGGCGGCUCCGCCAAAUGCCCCGGCUUCCGGGACCGCCUGUACAAGGAGCUGCGGCCGCUCGUGCCCGACGACAUAGAGGUGGGCGUGCACAUGCCAUCGGAUCCUGUGCUUGCAGCGUGGAAGGGGGCCUCGGCAUUUGCGACCAGCCCUGAUUACUCGCAGCAGGCCAUCACCAAAGCGCAUUAUGAGGAGAUGGGGUAUGAGAGGUUAUUAAAUCUGGCACCCGAUGCAGCAAAGGCUGCUGCGACAGGAUAUUACACAACCUCUGGGUGAACAUUUUGUAAAAUCCUUCGACUAGGAAAUAUAUUAUCGCCCUGAAUAAAGGAGCCACAGAAACCCAAAAAUUGAACCACUGGUGAAUUGAUGCAUUGAUAACCCCAAAGUACCUCCGCAUUGUAAAAUCAGGAAUAUGUAAUAGAUAGUGCAGCAUGUCCAACAGGACUUUUGCAAAGACAAGCUCUUGAGACAAUCGUCUGCAAAAAAACAGUAAAUUCACCAGUCUCAAGGUAUGCAUAUAUCAAUAUGAUGCAUCAUUACAGAAAUUCCCGUGUACGGUCUGUUUCAUGAGAGGCCCACAAAAUUUCAGUAGUAAACUACUUCACCCAGCAACCCCUUCCCCAUGAGGUUCGGAUCUGAAUGGACCAGAUCUUUGUUCAUAUUCAACCCACGAACAUCGCCUAAAAAUACCCCUAAAGUACAUAACAUGCACCCUAGGAAACAAGGUGCAGCUGCCAAUACAUUGUGCAACCAGCAGUCUCAACCCACAUUGCAUUCAAAGGACUCAAUAAAAAGGUGACCAAAACUUCAUAACUGCUGGAAUCAGCGGCUCGGCAACAAGCCACAGCCGCUGCUUCCCUCUGGCAGUGCUCCAUUUCUACAAGCACAUCAGGCGCAAAGGCAUGCAUGCUACACAUACUAAACCAAAGGUGAACAAAAACCCAUUCAUACCCAAAAGCACUUCUGAUGCUGCCAUAUCAGUAUUACUGCAACUGCAACAGAGGCGGGGCAUUUGCCAUUUCCUCACAUCUCCUCGUGCAUUCUGCUUGACACUGCUAGUGAGGGCAUGCACUGAGGCAGAGAGCAGGUCAAAUGAUUGGCAUCUCGGAAUUCCCAAAUGCAGAGAGCAGGUCAGAUGACUGGCGUGUGGGCAUUCGCCGAAACAAUAAGCAGGUCAGAGGACCGGCAUGGGGGCGGCGAGCAUGCGGAAAGGGCUUUUCUCAGGCAGGCCGGUGAGCAGGGACGAGUAGUCAGCCUCCAUCUGCUGCGCGCCUUCCUCGAAGCUGCCGCCAGCUUCC
Messenger RNA from Coccomyxa subellipsoidea C-169, 2553 nucleotides. Its product is annotated as Actin/actin-like protein. Bases 275 to 1531 code for a protein of 418 amino acids. Gene Ontology annotation, cellular component: Swr1 complex. Gene Ontology annotation, molecular function: nucleosome binding. The transcript has 7 exons. Lineage: Eukaryota; Viridiplantae; Chlorophyta; Trebouxiophyceae; Coccomyxaceae. The record is from RefSeq and is a predicted model, not a curated record.